AUGUCUUCCAUUGUGCCUCCCCAGGGUGAUGUUUUGGGGUCUCUCCUUCUACGAUCAAGUACUCCAGCCAUUGAUGAGAAAGUUCUCAUGUACCUCGAGGGCCUCAGGCCAGGUAUGGACGACAGCGACACAGUACAAACUCCUCGCACGAAGGCUUCCAGCGUAGCUCGUAGCCAAGCAAGCUCUUGGAGGCAGCGUGGUUACGCUAACGGAGAGGACGAAGAUGAACUAGCCUCCAACGUGCAGGAAGGAAAACAAUCUACGCUUGGGUCUAUGGUGCGGCGCAAUGGAGUGGUGAGCAGCAACAUCCUUGAUCAUUUUUCCUCGUUGUAUUCAAGAGAUAGCCUCGUCAGCCUGGGCCCGAUGAUCAGCCUGGGCCUCACUAUGCGUCUUUUGGUUCAUCGUUCGGUAAUUUUGGACCUCUCCCACCAGACAGUGCGUACGGUGGAGCUGGAGCUGUGA
Messenger RNA from Heterobasidion irregulare TC 32-1, 462 nucleotides. RefSeq lists its product as uncharacterized. The coding region runs from base 1 to 462 and encodes 153 amino acids. The record is from RefSeq and is a predicted model, not a curated record. The transcript is spliced from 3 exons. NCBI's taxonomy places the organism in Eukaryota, Fungi, Basidiomycota, Agaricomycetes, Russulales, Bondarzewiaceae.